CACUCCCAGUACAGGAGGGCGCACAGGCCCUACCACAAAUCUAGAGGGAUUUUCAGUCGAUUUGAAGCUAGACCCGAUUGCUAUCCCGGCGUUUGAUGGAGACAUGUGUAACUGGCUGGCUUUCAAAGAUGCUUUUGAAACGCUUGUACAUCGGUCCACUUACCCUGAAGCGUAUAAGUUGGGUAAGCUACGGCAAGCAGUCAGUGCGAGCAGUGUACCCUUAGUUGGAGGUAUAUACUCUGGUGGAUAUGAGGAGGUGUGGAAGGCCUUGAAGGAGCGCUACGACAACAGGAAACAGCUUGCUGAAAUACACGUGUCACGCUUCCUUAACCUCAAAGUAGCUGCAGAAGAAUCAUCGAAGGCCUUACUAGCUAUUGUUGACACGGUGCAUGAGAUGUUGCGCGCAUUACGAGUCAUGGAGAUUCCCGUCAAUCAAUGGGAUGCAUUAUCGGUGCCAAUUGUGGUCUCGAAGCUACCAUCUGCUACGAAAAGGGACUGGUGUAUGAAAUGUUCUUCACACGAAAUACCUCUACUAGAAGAUCUUCUGAAAUUUCUUGAAAGACGGGCGCAUAGCAUUUCUGCGGAACCUCCGCCCCGACAGCAACGCUCGGUGAAGUCGCACGUGGCAGCUGCUGAGGUGGGACAGUGCGCACAGUGCCGUGGAAGUCAUCGUAUUAUGAAGUGUCCUGCACUCAUAGCAAUGCCAAUAGAGCAGCGGUUCGAAGCAAUACGAAAUUUGAAGCUUUGCUACAAUUGUUUACGGGGUGGACAUUCUUCGAGGCAGUGUCCAUCGGGAGGUUGCAGGAGCUGUGGCCGCAAGCACAACACCAUUUUGUGCCGCGACAAACCUUCGACCAUUGUACAGCCAGCCUCACCAUCUCCACCCCACGUGUCUAAUGAAGGAACCAGUCAAGUAAAAUCAACAACUGCUUUGUGACUAGCAGCCCCUGCAGCA
Rhagoletis pomonella (apple maggot) is the source of this 955-nucleotide messenger RNA. RefSeq lists its product as uncharacterized. Lineage: Eukaryota; Metazoa; Arthropoda; Insecta; Diptera; Tephritidae. The record is from RefSeq and is a predicted model, not a curated record. Gene Ontology annotation, molecular function: nucleic acid binding; zinc ion binding.